Messenger RNA from Psammomys obesus (fat sand rat), 1065 nucleotides. Its product is annotated as mitochondrial nicotinamide adenine dinucleotide transporter SLC25A51. Bases 169 to 1065 code for a protein of 298 amino acids. The record is from RefSeq and is a predicted model, not a curated record. Lineage: Eukaryota; Metazoa; Chordata; Mammalia; Rodentia; Muridae. The transcript has a single exon.
GCCCGCGGCCAUGGGAAAUGCCGUUGUCAGAAUUGACUUCAGAAGGGAGGAGGCUGAUGAUGGAAACCAUUUGGAAAGUUAGCAGCAAGCUGUCAUCCUCCGCGCCAGGCUCAGCUAAUGUCAUAGGUUAAGAAAAGUCUUUCCCAAAGAAGACAGACCACAGGCACCAUGAUGGACUCAGAAGCACAUGAGAAAAGGCCCCCAAUGUUGACCUCUUCAAACCAGGAUUUGUCAACUCACAUUGCGGACAUGGGUGAAAUAAAGCAUUACUUUUGCGGCUGCUGCGCAGCUUUCAACAACGUGGCCAUCACAUACCCUCUUCAGAAGAUCCUCUUUCAGCAGCAGCUGUAUGGCAUCAAAACCCGGGAUGCCAUACUCCAGUUGAAGAGGGAUGGGUUUCGAAACUUGUACCGCGGAAUCCUCCCCCCGAUGAUGCAGAAGACAACCACGCUGGCGCUUAUGUUCGGCCUAUACGAGGACCUGUCGCGCCUGCUCCGCAAGCACGUGAGCAGUGCUCCGGAGUUCGCCACCAGAAGUGCGGCGGCGCUGCUCGCGGGCACAACAGAAGCCAUCCUCACUCCGUUGGAAAGGGUUCAGACUUUGCUGCAGGACCACAAGCAUCACGACAAGUUCACAAACACUUACCAGGCCUUCCAGGCCCUCAGAAGCCAUGGGAUUGCAGAGUACUACCGAGGCUUGGUGCCCAUCCUUCUCCGCAAUGGCUUCGGCAACGUCCUCUUUUUUGGCCUCCGAGGGCCCAUUAAGGAGCACCUGCCUACUGCCACUUCUCACAGUGCGCAUCUGGUCAAUGACUUCAUCUGCGGAGGUGUGCUUGGGGCCAUGCUGGGCUUCCUAAGCUUCCCCAUCAACGUCGUGAAAGCUCGCAUCCAGUCUCAGAUCGGCGGGCCAUUCCAGUCUCUCCCCAUGGUUUUCAAGACAAUCUGGCUAGAGCGGGACAGGAAGCUGGUCAAUCUUUUCAGAGGCGCCCAUCUGAAUUACCAUCGCUCUCUUAUCUCCUGGGGAAUAAUCAAUGCAACUUACGAGUUCUUGCUAAAGAUUGUGUGA